AUGGCGGAGUUCUCGUGGCUCACGGCGCUAGGGUUCGCCUUCCUGACCUUCAACUCCGGCAUGGCCGUGUACCGCUCCAACGGCGACGCGGGGUCCGUCGUCUUCGUCGCCGUCUCCUACCUCGACCUCGUCGCCCUCUUCGCCUGCCUGCGCCUCUACGAGCGCCUCGACCGCCACUCCCCGCGCCGGGAGCGGCUCAAGGCCGCCGUCUGGGCGCUCACCACGCUGCUCACCGUCAUGUUCACCUACAAGGUCGCCGAGGUCAUGCCGCUCGCCGUCAAGCUCCUCGUCUGGGCGAUGGCCGCCGCCACCACCUGCGGCGGCUUCUACGUCUUCUUCGUGCACGACGACAAGCCGUACCAGCAGCUGCAGGACGCGUCGGCGGCCGCCGAGCGCGGGGACGUCGCCAACUAG
Messenger RNA from Triticum turgidum subsp. durum (durum wheat), 414 nucleotides. NCBI's taxonomy places the organism in Eukaryota, Viridiplantae, Streptophyta, Magnoliopsida, Poales, Poaceae. The record is from the annotation of a GenBank genome assembly.